Molecule: messenger RNA, 7550 nt
Organism: Neopelma chrysocephalum (saffron-crested tyrant-manakin)
Lineage: Eukaryota; Metazoa; Chordata; Aves; Passeriformes; Pipridae
Gene: OBSL1
Product: obscurin like 1
Exons: 25
Coding region: 639-7469 (2276 amino acids)
Molecular function (GO): protein binding
Source: RefSeq, a predicted model, not a curated record
UGGCCGCCGGGCACAGGGGGGGCCGCCUGCCCAUCCGAGUCUAGGAGGAAGUACCCGGAUCCAGCCAGAGCCUCGAGCCCGUGACAGCCCUGUGUCAGCACCUGCCUGCUGAGCCGGCCCAGAUGAUGUAGGAAUGCGGCUCUGCCACCACCCGAUACUGCAGGAAUGCCCGGCGGGUGGGGAAGGGGUGGGAGGGGGGCCCUCUUGCCUCUGCUGUCCCCCAGCCUCAGCAAGCGCCUGUGCUCCCUGUCUAGGCAGGGAUCGCCUGCUGCUCGAGCUUGGGUCCCCUCUGCAACCCUGGGGUAGGUAGGCUGUGAGUGCCCCAGGCCCUUGGGGUGCAAAGAGUUGCUUUUUAUCCCCUCUGCUAUUGCCGCGGGCUGGGAAAUGGGUGAUUUGGGUGAUGCAGGAGCAUAUCCAGUGGGGCUGAGCUGCUCAGAGAGAGGGCGAUGCUCCUGCAGCAUGGGGUCCAUGCUGGGAGUUUUGCUCUGGGCGCAGCUCCCUCCUGGUGGGGCUCCACACUGGUCAGUCCUUUUGAUAAAGCCUGAGCCCCUACCCUAGUCUUGUCUUUGUAUCUCCCCAGGCUGAUGGUCCCCACUGCUGUUCCAGCCAUCUGCCUGCUGUGACCACAGGAGGUGGUGAUGGAGGGGUUUGGGGGAGCCCCCAGGUUCCUGGCCUAUCCACGUGCCUUCACUGUCCAAAGUGGCACCGAUGUGGUCCUGAGCUGCCAGAUCAGGGGUGAUCCCCAGCCAAGCAUCCUCUGGGAAAAGGACAAGAACCCUAUUGAUCCCUCAGGCCGUUUCCAUAUAGAGACCAAGGGGGAUCUGUACAGCCUGCUGGUGUCUGGUGCCAGUCCCCAGGACAGUGGGCUCUACAUCUGCAAGGCGAAGAACAGCGUUGGUGAGACUUAUGCUGCCACUGCACUCAGGGUGGAGGCGGCGGAGCCACAAGAGGAGGAGGGAUGCUUGGGUAGUGAGGCACCUGCCUUCCUCAUUGCCCCCUCAUCCAUGAGGGUGUGCCGGGGGGAGGAUGUGAUGUUCACCUGCAGAGUGUCUGGGCAGCCCUGCCCAGUGCUAGAGUGGGAGAAGGAUGGGCACAAGCUCUCCGACCUCUUUGAGAGCAGUCACUUCGCAGUGGGGCAGAAGCCCGAGGACUGGCACUUCCUGAAGUUGUUUGGUGCCCGGCCCCCGGACGGGGGUGUGUAUGUCUGCCGGGCACGCAGUGGCUCCCGGGAGGCCCUGGCUGCUGCCGUGCUUCUGGUCGAACCCCAGGCACUGAUGGAUGGGCUUCCCAAUGGCUCUCCUGCUGAUGGUCCCGAGCCACUGGUGGAGCGGCAGCGGCGGCGGCGGCACACAGCGGGACGGCACAUGGGACCAGAGAUCUGGGUGCCCAAUGGCAUAGUGCCGGCCAGGGUGCCGGCGGCUAAGGCAUUUGCUGUGAGUGUAGGGAAGCACGCCAAGUUUCGCUGCUACGUUACUGGCAAGCCCAAGCCAGAGAUCAUCUGGCAGAAGGAUGGUGAGCCCCUCGCCCCUGGCCGCAGACAUCUCAUCUAUGAGGACCGGGAGGGCUACUUCAUCCUCAAGGUGCUGUACUGCAAGCCCCAGGACCAGGGGCUGUACAUGUGCACUGCUUCCAACACUGCUGGCCAGACCCUCAGUGCAGUGCAGCUCCAGGUGAAAGAGCACCGGCUGCGGUUCCAGGUGCAACUGGCAGAUGUGGAGGUGGCAGAACGAGAGGAUGCUGUGUUGGAGUGCCAGGUGCCACUGGAGACCAUCCCCACUGCCUGGUACCUGGAGGACAGGGAGCUGCAGCCCAGUCACAAGUACGUCAUGGAAGAGCAAGGAGUGGUGCGGCGCCUGACCAUCCGCGAUGCCCGCACUGACGACGAUGGCAUCUACCUCUGCCAGAUGAAGGACAAAGGGCGUAGCAUCGCCGAGGUCUCUGUCCGAGGGGUGAUUGUGAAACGGCUGCCGCGGAAGCUGGAUGUGAUGGAGGGGGAGAAUGCAGUUUUUUGUGUGGAGACACAGGAUGAGGCAGAGGGGACCUGCUGGAGCCGGGAUGGGCUACGGCUGCAGGAGUCACCCCGCACUGUGCUGAAGAGCUUCGGCAGGACACACAUCCUGGUGCUGGUGCAUGUCACCCGCCAGGACGCGGGCAUCAUCUCCUUCACUGUCAGGGAGUCACAGACGUCCUCUCAGCUCCGGGUGAAGUGUGUGAAGCACAAUCCUCCGAGCGCACCGGUGGCAGCUGAGAUGAGCGUGGUGGAGAGCAACACGGCUCUGCUGACCUGGUGUCCUGCACCCGAUGCCCACCUCCACCCUGCCAGCCGCUACCUGCUGGAGCGGCGGGAGGCAGUGGGGGGUGAGUGGGUGCAGUGCCUGGCCACUGACCUGCCCGGCUGUGUGCGGGUGCUGGGUGACAGCGUGCCCCGCGAGGCCGACUACUGCUUUCGUAUCUGCGCCACUAACAAGCACGGCAGGAGCAACCCUGUGGAAUUCCCCGGCUCCGUGCAUCUCGUCCCGGCAGCUCGCCUGGAGAGGGGUCUGCAGGAUGUGCGGGUGCGGGACGGCGAGGAUGCGCAGUUCUCCCUGGAGCUGUCAGCUGCAGUGCACGGCUCCUGGUUCCUCAACGGUGCCAGGCUGGGCGAGGAGGAGGAGGAUGCAGGAGGUCGGUGCAGGAUGCAGCACCGCGGGACGGAGCACUCGCUGCUUAUCCGGGGAGCACGGCUGGCUGACAGUGGGGCCCAGAUCACCUUUGUGUCUGGUGGAGUGCGGGACUCAGCCAUGCUGCAUGUGCAAGCCCCGCAGGUCCGUAUUGCUCCAGUGCCCGAGGCCGAGCGGCUCCGGGAGGUGCCGACAGGGCUGCCUGUGCUGCUGGAAUGUCAGGUGUCUGCCCCGGAUGCUCCUGUCCGCUGGCUGAAGGACGGUGAGGCCGUGCCUCCAGAUGACGUUAUCGUAGUGCAGGCAGAGGGCUGCGUGCGGAGGCUGCUCCUCCGCUCGGCGAGUCCCUCGGACACUGGUGUGUACACCUGUGACGCUGGGGAUGAUGCCGUGAGCUUUGUGGUGACCGUGUCUGAUGUGCCAGUGAGGAUCAUCAGCUCCAAUGAGGAGGCCACCCACACCUAUGUGGCUGGGCAGCGUGUGGAGCUGUGGUGCCAGCUGUCCCGCCUGGCAGCCCCAGUGCACUGGUACAAGGAUGGAGAGGAGGUGGAGAUGGAUGAGAGCCUGGUGCUGGAGCAGGAGGGGCCACAGUGCCGACUGGUGCUGCCCUGUGCCCGGCCACAGGACACAGGAGAGUUCGUCUGUGAUGCCGGUGGGGACUCUGCCUUCUACACCAUCACUGUGGAAGAGGCGCCGGUGAGGAUUGUCCGUUCCAAUGAGGGGGCAUCCCAUGCCUACGUGGCCGGGCAGCGUGUGGAGCUGUGGUGCCAGCUGUCCCGUCAGGUGGCCCCAGUGCACUGGUACAAGGAUGGGGAGGAGGUGGAGGCAGGCGAGAGCCUGGUGCUGGAGCAGGAGGGGCUGCAGUGCCGGCUGGUGCUGCCCUGUGCCCAGCCACAGGACACAGGGGAGUUUGUCUGUGAUGCUGGCGGGGACUCUGUCUUCUACACUGUCACUGUGGCAGCACCAAGGCUGAGCCUCACCAUGUGUCCCCCAACAGAGGUACCAGUGAGGAUUGUCAGUUCCAACAAGGAGGCCCCCCACUCCUAUGUGGCCGGGCAGCGUGUGGAGCUGUGGUGCCAGCUGUCCCGGCCGGUGGCCCGAGUGCGCUGGUACAAGGGCGAGGAGGAAGUGGAGAUGGAUGAGAGCCUGGUGCUGGAGCAGGAGGGCCCGCAAUACCGGCUGGUGCUGCCCUGUGCCCGCCCACAGGACACAGGGGAGUUUAGCUGCGACGCUGGAGAUGCAUCUGUCUCCUACUCCAUCUUGGUGGCAGAGCCACCAGUGAGGAUCCUACACCCUCCACAGCGCUCACUGGAGCUGCUGGUUCAGGCACCGGGGCGUGUGGAGCUGCGAUGCGAGCUCUCUGUGCCAGAUGCUCCUGUACGCUGGUUCAAGGAUGGGCUGGAAGUGGAUGAGACUGACAACCUUCUGCUGGGGGUGGAGGGGGCCUGGCGCUGUCUCUUCAUCCCCAAGAGCAGCAUGGAGGACACAGGCGAGUACAUCUGCGAGAGCAAAGAUGAGGCCGUCUCCUUUGACGUCAAGGUGUCAGAGCCUCCAGUGAGGAUACUGCAGCCCUGCAGACCUGUCCCUGUCAUGACGGUGUCCCUGGGGGAGACAGUGACACUGUGCUGUGAGCUGUCCCGUGUGGAUGCACCUGUGUGCUGGGCCAAGGAGGACAUCAGGCUGGAGGCUGGGGGGAGCCUGGUCCUGGAAGAGGACGGUGCCUAUCGCCGGCUGCUCAUCCCUGCUGCUCAAGCCGAGCAUGCUGGAAAAUACACCUGUGACACUGCCAAUGACACAGUGACCUUCACUGUCCAAGUGUUGGAUCCGCUGGUCAUGAUCCUGGAGAGGGAUGUCCUGCUGACCCACCGGCAUUGCCGGGCCAUGGAGGACCUGGUGCUGGAGGUGCACCUCUCACACGCCCACGGGGAGGUGAAGUGGUACAAGGAUGGGGAGAAGCUGCAGGACACGGGGCGUGUGCGGCUUGAGGAGGACGGGGCACACCGAUCCCUUGUGAUCCUGGGCACCAUGGGCAGGGAUGCGGGAGAGUACCUCUGUGACACCGGCGAUGACAGCAUCGUCUUCUUCGUCACUGUAGAAGUCCCAGAGCCACCAGUGACCAUCGUGGGCAGCACAGGCACUGUGGUACAUCGCUGCCUGGUGGCCGGGGAGGAUCUGGUGAUGGCUUGUGAGCUGUCCCGGCCCGACGCCAUCGUGCGCUGGCUCCGGAAUGGCCAUGAGGUGCAUCCAGGUGAACGGGUGCAGGUUGAAGCCCGUGGGGUGCUGCGACAGCUCACCAUCCGUGGGGCGCAGCCCAGCGACUCAGGGUGCUACAUCUGUGAUGCUGCCAGCGACCGCAUGGUGACAAAUGUGGAGGUGUCGGCUCGGCCUGUGUGCAUUGUCAACAAGGAGGAAGCGCAGAGCCCGCUGGAGGUACAGGAGGGGGACAGUGUGACACUGGUGGCUCGGCUGUCCCCGGAGACAGCGGCAGUGCAGUGGCAGAAGGAUGGACAGAGGCUGUGCUCAGGUGGGCGGCUGCUGGUGUGCAGUGAGGGUCCCACACGCAGCCUCACCAUCAAGCAAGCGGAGCUGGGUGAUGGUGGCAUCUUUCUCUGCGAUGCUGGUGAUGAUGAGGUGCAUUUCACACUGCAUGUGAAAGAGGCACCCAUGUUGUUCGUGAACAAACGGGAGGAGCAGGAGAAGCUGCUGGUGCUGGAGGGUGGCAGUGCUGUGCUUUCUGCCAUCACCUCCACAGAGCGAUCUGAUGUCACCUGGCUGGGCCCGCAGCAAGCAGUGGUGAGUGGUGAGCGCUGCGAGCUGCGUCGGGAGGGCCGCGUGCACAGCCUCAUCCUCCACAGUGUGGCCAUGGAGGACGCCGGCAUCUACACCUGCCUCUCACCCCACGACCAGAUGCAGUUCGAUGUGAGCGUCAGAGAGCUGCAGGUGAAAUUCCUGCGUGGGCUGUCAGAUGUGCGAGCACGGCAGGGUGAGCGGGUGGUGCUGUGGUGCGAGCUUUGCAAGCCGCGGGGCGAUGUGGUGUGGCGGAAGGAUGGGCGGGUGCUGGCACCUGGCCCCCACCGGCAGAUGAUGGCAGAGGGACGGGAACGCUCGCUGGUGCUGAGCCAUGUGGAGCCUGGGGACGCUGGCGAGUACUGCUGCGAGUCCAACGACGACCAGACGCUGGCAACGUUGACAGUGCAGGUCCCCAGAGUGGUGGAGAUCAUCAUGGAGCUGCAGAGCCUGACAGUGCUGGAGGGGGAGGAUGUCACCUUCAAGUGCCUGGUGUCCCCUGAGGAUGUGGCUGUGACAUGGCAGCUGAAUGGCCAGCCUGUGGUCCCCAGCAAGCGGCUGCUGGUGACAAGGAGCGGGCUGUGCCACAGCCUCACCCUCCGGCAGUGCCAGCCAGGGGAUGCAGGCACUGUGACAGCCAACGCCGAGGGGCUGGUGAGCACGGCCCGGCUGAGUGUGCAAGAGGCACAGGUGCUGUUUGUGCGGAAGCUGCAGGAUAUGGUGGCAGAGGAGCAGGGGGACGUGUGCCUGGAGGUGGAGGUGAGCCACGAGGCCGCUGAGGUGCAGUGGCUGAAGCAGGGUGUCCUCCUCCAGCCAAGCAGCAAGUACGUGCUGCAGGAGUCGGGGUGCCUGCGCACCCUCACCAUCCGCUGCCUUGGCCCUGCUGACCGUGGCACCUACCGCUGUGAGAGCCUGCAUGACCGCACACAGGCCAAGCUCUGUGUGGAGCCCCAGAAGGUGUCGAUCCGGACACCACUGGCAGAUGUGGAGACUUUCGAGAAGGAGACAGCCACCUUCCACCUGGAGUUGUCUCACCCUCACGUGCCUGGGGUCUGGACACGGGAUGGCAUCCGGGUGAAGCCCAGUGGCACAUGCCGGAUCAGCGCCACGGGCUGUGGGCACAGCCUGACACUGGAGAGGCUGGCACUGGAAGACUCAGGCACCAUCACCUUCACUGCUGACACCCUGCGCUGCAGUGCCCGCCUGAGUGUGCGGGAGCCUCCAGUCACUAUGGUGAGGGUCCUGCGAGACCUGGGGGUCCCAGAGACAGGGGUCGCCAGCUUUGAAUGUGAGUUGUCUCGCUCCAAUGCAGAGGUGAAAUGGUUCAAGGAUGGACAGGAGCUGCGGCCAGGGCCCCACUGCCGCAUCUACUCAGCGGGCCGGCGCCGCAUCCUGCAGCUGAGCCACUGUGACUUGGCCGACGCAGGCAGCUACACCUGCGAUGCAGGCGACUGCCAGGCCUCUGCCAUGCUGCAUGUCCAGGAGCGCCAGGUCCACAUUGUGCAGGAGCUGCAGGAGGUCCAGGUGCGGGAAGGUGACAAUGCUGUCUUCACCUGUGAGGUGUCACAUGAGGAUGUGAAGGGCGAGUGGUUCCGGGACAGUGAGAAAAUAAAGGUCUCCAGCACAGUGAAGACACGGCAAGAAGGGACCCGCCAUUUCCUGUUGUUCUGCGGUGUGCGCCCUGAGGACCAGGGACUCAUCCGCUUUGCAGCUGGGGCAGCCAUCUCUGAGGCCAGUCUGCAUGUGGAAGCGCUGCCCAUCCGGAUUGUGAAGCCGCUGCGGGACAAGACGGUGCUGGCGAGGCACAAGGCGACAUUGGAGUGCACCGUGUCCCACGCCCGGGGCCGGGUGCGCUGGCUCCGUGGGGACACCGAGAUCUUUGCUGGUGACAAGUACGAGAUCUGCAAUCUGGACUGCUACCGCACACUCAUCAUCCACCGCGUGGAGCCGGAGGAUGAGGACUCAUACACCUGUGAUGCCUUUGAUGACCGCUCCACUGCCCGGCUCCUGGUAGAGGGGAGCUAGAAGCCAGGAUGCAGCACUCAGGGCCUGCACACAGACAGAUUGAUGCUGCUGCUGGGAGAUGGGGUCACGCUUCCCCACCAC